Messenger RNA from Danaus chrysippus (African queen), 1260 nucleotides. The record is from the annotation of a GenBank genome assembly. Lineage: Eukaryota; Metazoa; Arthropoda; Insecta; Lepidoptera; Nymphalidae.
AUGGAUGAAUCAUUAGAUGGACGGGAAGCCGGUGCUGGUGCAUCUGGUUUUGAUUCAGCUGCUAUUUUAAACGACGAUGUCUCUCCAACCACCAGUUUCUGUUACAACAUACCAAAUCUAUUUAAUGGACUUGGACCAGGCUCAGUUCUAUGUGAAAGACAUGAGACAGAUGUAAAUGAAAGCUAUCCAUCAAAUACUGAACCUUCUGACGAACCAACUGAUCAACAGUAUGAAGAUGAUGAAGAGUAUUCACCUAAUUCUAGUUCCAAAGGUGAUAUACCAAAACGUAAACAAAGAAGAUACAGAACAACUUUCUCGAAUGUUCAACUGGAACAAUUGGAGGCUGCCUUUCAUAAGACCCACUAUCCUGAUGUCUUCUUCAGAGAGGAAUUAGCGAUGAGGAUUGAUUUGACCGAAGCAAGAGUUCAGGUCUGGUUUCAAAAUCGUCGAGCUAAAUGGAGAAAACAACAAAAGGCUGGAUGUGAGCCGUACCCUCGCUCCACGAGAUCCCCCGACCCUCGGUCACCAUCAGCCUUGGCCCUUGAAAUGAGGGACUUUAUUACUAUACCAGUAUCCUCAUCUCAAAUAGUCAGCCUGGCUGAGAGCUCCAAUCAAAAUAGUUACGCUUCCAAGUCAAAACAAUCAUCUCCCGCGAUACAUAUAUCAGCGUUGCCAACAAGACAGAAUUCUCAGGUGGAUCUACCUUCGUUUUCGAUUCCACUGCAAUAUAACUUAGGAUCGUUUAAGAAAAUAGGAGAAGACAACCAGUUAGACUUAGACACUUCGACGUCAGAUGUACAAAAUCACUGGGACACACGAUUGAUGCCGAACUUCAAUAUAAUGAAUAUAAAACCAAUGUUAGAAAAUCGUGAUAAUCUCGAAAUGUCCGAAGUAAAGUACGAAGUGAAAAACGAAAAUGUGAGAUCAUACAAUGAUAUGUCAAAUUCAAUUCAGGCUACCAUGGAACAUGAAGACAUUUUGGGCAAAGACACCGUGAGUGAAGGACAAACUAUAUCACCAGAUUUUGAAAUUGGGAGAUACCAAAGUUACCACAGCGAUAAUGAAAAGAGGUAUAGAGAAAGUGGCUUCGAUGAAUCUAUUAUAGAAGAUGGCAGAAAUGACUUUGGAUGCGACAGUGACUUUCUCUGUAAGGGUAAUUAUGAUAAAAUUGAUGAAAAAAGAAAUGAUUUUGAAGAGUGCCAUCUAUUGGACGCGGACAGCAACACUGUCGGAAUGAGUAAUUUUGAAAGCAAUCUUUAA